ACAAUGACUAUUAUAUAAAGGACACAUUUGACUUCGCUAACCAAAUUAAUGAUUUCCAACUUCCCAACAACCAUAAAAUAGCAUCAUUCGAUGUAGUUAACUUAUUUGGAAACCUAGAUAAAAAUAAUAUCAUCAAAAUCCUAGAAAAAAAGUGGGAACAAAUUCAGGAACAUGCAAACAUUGAUAAGGAACUCUUCCUGGAAAUUACACUGUUCAUACUCGAAAACAACUACUGUACGUUUCGUGGAAAAUUCUACCAGCAAAUAUUUGGCUGUGCGAUGGGGUCAGAAAUCAGUCCUAUUCUAGCAUUAUACGUUAUGGAUGAUCUACUUGAUAACAGCAUAAGUAAACUGAAGUUCAGAAUACCCUUUAUCAAAAAAUUCGUCGAUGACAUUGUCUUGGCCUUGCCUGAAGAUCAGAUUGAAGACACAAUGAGAUGCUUCAACUCCUACUGUAAAGACCUGCAGUUUACUAUUGAGAUGGAAGAUCAGGAGCAAGGAGUUCCUUUUCUCGACACAAAAGUACACCGACAAAACAUUAUCAUUAAAUUAAAUUGGUAUAGAAAAAAUACCUCAGCAAACAAGUUUAUAAAUUAUCACUCUGACCAUAAUAUGAAUAUAAAAAUCAAUUUUAUUAAGGGAAUGAAAGAGAGAAUCAUCAAAAUAUGCCAUGAAACCUUCAAACAAAAUGCAUUGAAAACAUUAUUCGAGAUCCUAAGGCAAAAUUCAUAUCCAGCUGUUUUGUUAAAUAAACUUAUAUAUGCGUCGGAGACAACACCCCAGCCUGAUGUACAACAGCAAGAACAAAAGGACACAGAAGAGAAGCUUUAUGCAUCCCUCCCUAAUAUUAAAGAACUGACUUCCAAGAUAAAAUCUAUUUUCAAAGACGAAAAGGUACUUCUGACAACAUACAAUAAAAAAACAGUGAAAUCACUAUAUAGCACUCUCAAGGAUCCAAUACCAACAGAAUUAAAGAGCAAUGUGGUCUAUCAGCUGGGCUGUCGGUAUUGUCGGGGUGUGUAUGUUGGCCAGACAUCCCAAUGGGUUAAAAGCAGAAUAUCCCUACACAGAUCAGACAUCAGAAGAAACAAGGAUCGAUGUGCACUGGCAAUACAUGCUAAUAACUUGGACCAUCAAAUUGAUCUUGAAAACGUAAAAAUACUUAAAAUAGAAAAAAAUUAUCACAAAAGAUUAAUACAUGAAAUGAUAGAAAUCAAAAAGGGUGAAUACACUAUAAACAAGAAAUCGGACAUACAAAAACUCAGCAAUAUUUACAGCUAUUUACUUGAAAAAGAAAAAGAAAAUGAAUUCUAUGACGGUCCAUUGGAUGAGUGACAGGAUAGUGACACGUCGACUCAACUUGUCAUCGUUAUAUUUUAACAUGAAAAACAAAUAAUUAAUCAUAGUACAUCACAGUGAAAUAUUGGAUAUUUGGAUGUUACUUUUGUAUGUGUGUAUCAAAGACAUUCCUGUACGCGACCUUGUAUGUUUCGUUGGACGAAAUUCUCAAUGUGUUUUAUUAAAAAAAUCUCGUUUUCGAAACCCUGAGGAUGCAAUAAAUUAAUUGCGAAAGCUCGGUAAAGAAAAAAGAGUUCACAUUUAUUACAUCAGAUACCUGAGUCACUACACCCUUAAC
Molecule: messenger RNA, 1635 nt
Organism: Coccinella septempunctata (seven-spotted ladybird)
Lineage: Eukaryota; Metazoa; Arthropoda; Insecta; Coleoptera; Coccinellidae
Exons: 2
Coding region: 279-1334 (351 amino acids)
Source: RefSeq, a predicted model, not a curated record